Colletotrichum navitas is the source of this 1593-nucleotide messenger RNA. Its product is annotated as cytochrome P450. The transcript is spliced from 7 exons. Lineage: Eukaryota; Fungi; Ascomycota; Sordariomycetes; Glomerellales; Glomerellaceae. Gene Ontology annotation, molecular function: heme binding; iron ion binding; monooxygenase activity. The coding region runs from base 1 to 1440 and encodes 479 amino acids. The record is from RefSeq and is a predicted model, not a curated record.
AUGGCCGAUCCCGUCCAGGCUUUUCGCCAUCAAUGGGACAGGCACCCCACUCGGUCUGUCACCAUUCUCCUGUCUUUAGCCUUCCUACUAUAUCGGUUAUUGGUAACUGUGAGGCAAUAUAGAAGACUUCGGCACUUCAAGGUUUCACCGUUGGCCGCCGUAUCAAGACUAUGGUUUCCCCAGGUCGUGACUGGGCAACAUGGAGACCUCGACUUGUAUCCUGUCAGUCAAAAAUAUGGAUCACUCGCGCGCGUCGGCCCCAACGGCCUCCUCAACGACGAUCCAGAGCUCUUGAAGCGUAUGCUUGCCGUGCGUAGCGAAUAUCGCCGUUCGGACUGGUACGACGGCAUGCGCUUCAACCCGGCCAGGAACAACGUCUUGUCGUCGAGGAACGAGGAUGAGCACUCCAAGCUGCGGUCCAAAAUGGCGGCUGGUUACUCUGGCCGUGAGGUGGAAAACCUUGAAACCAAAUUCGACGAAAACCUAUCGCGGCUUUUUACGCUAAUCGAAAGGUACAUCGAUGCGGACAAACCGUUCGACUUUGGCCGCAAGGCGCAGUUCUUCACCCUGGACGUCGUCUCGGAUCUCGCUUUUGGAAAGCCGUUAGGCUCGGAUGUGUACGAGUACAUCAAGACGACGGAAAAGAGUCUUCCGACGUUCGUGGCGUCAACUGUGUACCCUUGGAUUAUCCGCCUGUCCGCCUCGCCCCUGUUCCGGGCACUGCUGCCGUCGGAGAAGGACCCGCUAGGACUCGGAAAGGUGAUGGGAAUUGCCAAGAAGCAGGCCGCUGAGCGCUUCGGGCCCGAAAGAAAGGUUCGGAAGGAUAUGUUGGGCUCCGUCGUCGCGCAUGGCUUGACACAGGGCGAAGCCGAAUUCGAGAUCAUCCUCCAAAUCAUUGCUGGCUCCGACACAGUGGCAAUCACAAUCCGUGCCACUGUCCUAUUUGUAACCACCAACCCGCGCGUUCACGCUAGGCUCAUCGCAGAACCGUUAUCAAAGAGGGGCUCCGCAUAUUCCCGCCCGUGGCGGGGAUCACGGCGAAGGAGGUCCCCGGCGGCCGGGAACACGUGGAAGGGGCAGUUCAUUCCCGGCGGCACACGUAUUGGGCGGUCCGCGAGGUCUGUGUUCCACCGGGAGGACAUCUGGGGCGCGGACGCACGUGAGUUCCGCCCGGAGCGCUGGCUAGCUAAGGAUCAGGGCGGGUUGACGCCGGAGCAGAAGCUGCGCGCGAUGGAGUCGACGAUUGAAUCGGUGUUCAGCUAUGGAAAGUACCAGUGUCUCGGGCGGCUCUUGGCGCUGAUAGGGUUGAACAAAACUUUCUUGGAACUGCCUCGACGAUAUGAGCUAAUCGUAUGCGAUUCCUUGAACCCCUGGGAAUCUUUCAACUUCGGUACCCACGCUCAAUCAAAUUACUGGAUCAGGGCCCACCGACGAGAGUAGCAUUGGACGCCACGGUGUUUUGGUAUGGCUUAGUUAGGUGGCGCGCCUACUUGCUUUCCAUCCCUCAUGGAACAGGACAAGCGUGUAUAAAUGGUAUAUGGACGGCUAAAAAAAAGACCAAAUCUGAGCCGUGGCUAGAACAGGUAAAUACAG